Pseudophryne corroboree (corroboree frog) is the source of this 2675-nucleotide messenger RNA. It is a transcript of the gene CABLES2, whose product is annotated as Cdk5 and Abl enzyme substrate 2. The transcript has 10 exons. Gene Ontology annotation, biological process: regulation of cell cycle. The coding region runs from base 140 to 1624 and encodes 494 amino acids. The record is from RefSeq and is a predicted model, not a curated record. NCBI's taxonomy places the organism in Eukaryota, Metazoa, Chordata, Amphibia, Anura, Myobatrachidae.
GCUCAUGAUGUGAGUGACAGGCCAUUCCUCCAGUCAGCGGAACCGUUUUCUGCCGUUACCCUAGCACCAGCCAAUGUAAAAUGUGUGGGCGGAUCCCAGGCGGGCAGGCCGUAUCCCGGCCCGGGGCCUCUGUUAUAGAAUGGCCGCGGCGACCUGCGGCUCCCCCGGUGUGGCAGGCCCUGGAGGCCGUACCGGGGAGCCCCCAAAUGCCCCUGUCUCCCAGCGAAGGAAGCGAGGAAGUGACUCCCGACGCAGGCAGGCCGCCCUCCUCUUCCUCAAUAACAUCUCCCUGGAUGGACGCCGCCCGUGUCCCGCACCCCAGCCUGCUUGGGAUAUCGCCCCGUCCCGUGAUGGACUGGAGCACAUGCCCUUCUCCCAGGUCCCGCUCACACCGUCUCCCCUGCUCCUGUUGUCCAACGGCCCCCGGAUCAUGCUGCCCCGCGAGUCUCCCAUGCAGGAAGAUGUCACCGGGCAGGAGAAGAUUGGACACAAUACCCCCGCCUCUGCCGUCAGGAUAGUGCCCCCCCUGGGUCUCUUACACACCAGCACUGGCCCCAGUGAGAAACAAAGGCAACGUCAUAUGUCUCAACGGUGCUCCCUAGAGUUUCUAGACGACAUAGCAGGAUUUCCAUCCAUACAAAGGCCCAAAAAUAUAUUGGAAUCUCCGCGGAACUCUGUGUUGAAAAAAACACACUUCAUUAAAAAUAUGAGGCAAUAUGACACCAGGAACAGCAGAAUUAUCUUGAUCUGUGCUAAAAGAUCCCUGUGUGCUGUGUUUUCUAUUCUUCCUUAUGGAGAGAGCCUACGUAUCAGUGAGCUGAGAUUGGAGGGGACAAAGCAGCGACACCCAUCUGGCGGGACCCCUUCUAUCUCGGACACAGUGUUUGGAAUGGAAGGUGUUGAGCUCGGGGCAGAUGGAGAGGUUGUUUCAUAUGCAAAGUUUUUAUACCCAACAAAUGCUCUUGUCAGGCAAAAAGAUGAGGAUCAGCCACCACAGGUCAGACUUGGUUCCCACGAGACUUCCAAACGGAACUUCGGCAAUGUCCGGUUCACUCCAGGAACAGAAUUAGGUUCUGAAGUAGACGCCAUUGAAUACAAUCCCAAUCUUUUGGAUGAUCCCCAGUGGCCCUGUGGAAAACACAAGCGUGUCCUCAUCUUCGCUUCAUAUAUGACAACAGUCAUUGAAUAUGUGAAACCAUCGGACUUGAAAAAAGACAUGAAUGAGAUGUUUAAGGAGAAAUUUCCUUACGUGAAGCUAACCCUGAGCAAAAUCAGAAGCUUAAAACGGGAAAUGAGAAAUGUGGCCCAGGAGUGUAACAUGGAACCAGUGACAGUGGCUAUGUCCUAUGUUUAUUUUGAAAAGCUGAUACUACAAGGAAAAGUGAACAAGCAGAACCGCAAGCAGUGUGCUGGAGUCUGCGUACUACUGGCAGCUAAAAUCAGCAGCGACUUCAAAAAGCCAGAGCUGAAACAUCUGUUAGAUAAGCUUGAAGAACGUUUCCGGGUUAACAGACGGGACCUGGUUGCAUUUGAAUUUACUGUGCUGGUGGCUAUGGAGUUGGCGCUCUACCUCCCAGAGGCUCAAGUUUUACCUCAUUUCCAUCGCUUGACCAAGCAGCAGUAGUAGAAAUCCUACCAGACUCCAAUCAUGCAGCUUCUACCUACAGGAACUUGAUACAGUUGUCUGCUACUCUUUGUCACACUUCUGAAAAGCUCAAUGAAGAGUCAAGUGUCCAUUCCGUUCUUCAUAGCUGCAGUGGAUGCCAUACUGAAUGGCCAUUGCAGUAUGGGCAAGCACACCUCUAGUGUGGUGUUGGCGGCAACUUUGGCAAAUAGUACAUACUUUAGUAUAUGUGUCUGAUCUUUGCAUAAUUGCACAAUGAAAAACUCACUUCCUGUAAGGCUGUAAUAUGUCGCAGUCUCCCAGUCCCACUGAACAUGUAUACAAAUGUGAAACUCCAUGCAUUUUGAUUAGCAAAACUGAAUAGGAAUCCAUUUCUUAAUGUGUCUCACAGAAGGUUGAACGGGGAAUAGAGGCCUAGAAUAUUUCAUGUAACAUAGAGCCCAAUUUUUCUCCUCCAAAAUUAUACUUUUACAGGAUCUCUCAAUACCCCCACCCCCCUCGUAAAGGAAGCACAUUUUAACCCUUUAGUGCCUUUGCAAUAUGCUUAGUAAUCACUCUGGCAUUGAAGAUGUUAUUGUAGGUCUUAUUAUGUAUAACCAAUGCUGGUGUCUUCAAAAUCCCCUAGUUAGCAGUAUUGUGCUACGGGAUAUGGCUUCUGUGGGAUUACGGUAGCAUUAAGUAUGCCUGUCCUAGAACAAAGAUCUCAUAACGGCCAAGUAGCAUCAACUGUAAAACUUAGGAAUAGUAAGCGAGUAAGGCAAUAAAUAUUCACAGGGUCUAUUUUUAUAACAUGAGGGUGUGAAGUGGAACUAGUGAUUUUAAGCUUUUAUGUUUUUAUAUUUUUUAUGUUUUUAAGAUUAUUUAUUUGUUGCUCUUUAUAAAGUGCACAUAUCUAUAUCUUGCAUUUAGUCCCACCCCUCCCCACACAAAAAAUAUGCAUACAUUAUUUUUUAUGUUUUUAAAUACGUGCCUAAAUUUAACCUGAUCUGGUAUCAGGAUUAUUUUAUUUAUUGUCUGUUGCAAAACUAUUAAAGUUUAUCCAUUGCCUUCA